AUGCACGAUGUACCUUAUCAUCCACCUCCUUUUCCACCUAUGUCGUAUCCCACUGGUCCUGAUUUUCCAUAUGCUCUUUAUCCUCCUUACCCAAUUCCUGGAGCUCCUGUUGCAGAGUCUGGCAACGAGAAGCCAGUGCAAGCAUCCCCUCUUCCACCACCUCCUCCUCAAGGAUAUCCUAGACAGCAUCAGAGGGGUUACGGCCCAAGAAACAUGCCGCAUGGAGCUGGACCUAGGGACUUUGUGAGACCUCCGUAUAUGGGGCAAGGUCCUGGGUUCAUGGUUGGUCCAGGUCCUGGUUUUCCCGGUCCUGUGUACUACUUCCCGGUUCCACCCCCUGGAGCUAUAAGAGGCUACCCUCCACGCUUUGGUCCGCACCCUGGUAACCAGGGUCCUCAAGCUCUUGACGAAAACCUUCAGAAUGAUCAGUACCUCAUUUCCUUAAUGGAUGAACAAGGAUGGGUUCCCAUCAAAAUCAUAGAUGACUUCAAAAGGGUUAAGAUGAUGAACAUGGAUGUAGAGUUUAUAGCAAAGAUAACUUUAAAAACUCUUCAAAGCAUACUGUUCUCGAGGGAGAUCAAAUGGUGGUCGACUAAGUUUGAAGCAAUUUCAUUCUGA
This is a messenger RNA of Brassica rapa (field mustard), 618 nucleotides long. Its product is annotated as la-related protein 1A-like. Lineage: Eukaryota; Viridiplantae; Streptophyta; Magnoliopsida; Brassicales; Brassicaceae. The record is from RefSeq and is a predicted model, not a curated record. Gene Ontology annotation, molecular function: RNA binding.